AACUACAAAGGAGGAAAAAGCAAAAAAAGACAAAAGGGAAACAUUAAAGAUAACAUGCCAACAGUGUGGUUCAAUCUGAAGAGGUCUCUACACUGCAAAUCUGAGCCUUCUGAUGUUCAUGAUCCAAAAUCAAGGAAGCAUUUAAGCACAAUCUUGACCAAAAGAGGAGGAAGGUCAGGUUGUUCAAGGUCCAUAGCAAAUCUCAAAGAUGUCAUCCAUGGAAGCAAAAGGCAUAUUGAUAAGCCACCAAGUUGCAGUCCAAGAUCCAUAGGGAGCAGUGAGUUCCUCAACCCUAUAACUCAUGAAGUGAUUUUGAGUAACUCAAGGUGUGAGCUGAAAAUCACUGGAUAUGGAGGAUUCCAAGAAGGGGUUGGCAGUGGUGGUGGUGGUAACAGUAAUGGCGGUUCAACCUUUGUGGGUACUUUGAGGCCUGGGACUCCGGGCCCUGGAGGGCACCCUACAAUGCACUACUUUAACCCCUCUUUUAGGACUUCAUCCACUCCUCCAAGGAGAUCUCCUUUCCUUUUAUCAGAUAAAGAAGGGUCUGGUUUUCAUGGUGUUGGAAUUCAUUCAAGCAAUAGGUUGUCUCUUGAGACAGAUUCUAAUGGGUCUUCAACUAUGACUUGUCACAAAUGUGGAGAACAAUUUAGCAAAUGGGAAGCUGCUGAAGCUCAUCAUCAGUCCAAGCAUGCUGUUACUGAGCUUGUGGAAGGGGAUUCAUCAAGGAAAAUAGUGGAGAUCAUAUGCAGGACAAGCUGGUUAAAGUCUGAAAACCACUGUGGUCGAAUUGAGAGAGUUUUGAAGGUUCACAACAUGCAAAGGACUCUGGCUAGAUUCGAAGAGCAUAGGGAGAUGGUGAAAAUCAAAGCCAGCAAGCUUCAGAAGAAGCAUCCUAGGUGUUUGGCUGAUGGGAAUGAGCUUUUGAGGUUCUAUGGAACCACUGUUGUAUGCUCUCUUGGUCUCAAUGGCUCAUCUAGUCUUUGCCUAUCUGAAAAAUGUUGUGUUUGUAGAAUUAUCAGAAAUGGUUUUUCCACCAAGAAGGAGCUCAAGGGUGGCAUAGGUGUAUUCACAACAUCAACAAGUGGUAGAGCUUUUGAGUCUAUAGAAAUUGUUGGUGAUGAUCCAUCAUUGAGAAAAGCAUUGAUAGUCUGCAGAGUAAUUGCUGGAAGGGUUCAUAAGCCAUUGGAGAACAUUCAGGAAAUGGCAGCUCAAACAGGAUUUGACUCAUUGGCUGGGAAAGUAGGUCUUUAUUCAAAUAUUGAGGAGCUUUAUUUGCUUAAUCCUAGAGCUCUUCUUCCUUGCUUUGUGGUAAUUUGCAAACCAUGAACCAAAAGGAUCAAAGUCAAAAUGCCUUACAUAAUGUGUAGCUUUAUGGAUCCCCCUAUUUUGGUCUUUCCAUGGAGGUUCUUUGCCCUUCAUCUUUUGAAGGUUUUUGAUUCUUUUCUCCAUAGACAAUCAUGCUUCUUCAUGUUUAUUGUAUGAACCUCCUAUUCAUACAUUUGUAUUUUUUUUUUAAUGGAACUGAAAUAUUUUACAUCUGCACCAGGCUA
Messenger RNA from Gastrolobium bilobum, 1550 nucleotides. RefSeq lists its product as uncharacterized. Bases 55 to 1326 code for a protein of 423 amino acids. The transcript is spliced from 2 exons. The record is from RefSeq and is a predicted model, not a curated record. Lineage: Eukaryota; Viridiplantae; Streptophyta; Magnoliopsida; Fabales; Fabaceae.